This is a messenger RNA of Lolium perenne, 1795 nucleotides long. RefSeq names its product glutamate--cysteine ligase A, chloroplastic. The record is from RefSeq and is a predicted model, not a curated record. Lineage: Eukaryota; Viridiplantae; Streptophyta; Magnoliopsida; Poales; Poaceae. Gene Ontology annotation, molecular function: glutamate-cysteine ligase activity. Gene Ontology annotation, biological process: glutathione biosynthetic process.
AAUCCAGGAAAUACCCAUAUGUUUCACUCUCUGUUCUUCCACUCAAUGCUCAAAAUGUUUAUGAUUUUCAUGUGAGAAAAUCAAUAGUCAGCGAGACAUUCCGAUCGAUACCCCAAGCCGGCGAGGAUUUUCGGAGGGCUGCGCGCGCACGAUGGCGAUGGUGUCGGGGGUGACGCUGGCACUGGUGGUCUUGCCGGACAGCGGCGUGGCGCCAAGCAGGCGGACGGGGCUUGCGGCGGCGGCGAGGAGGGGGAGAAGUCGCGGCUGGGCCGUUGCGGCCAGCCCCCCGUUAGAGGAGGUGGCGCAGAUGACCGAGCCGCUCACCAAGGAGGAUCUCAUCGCCUACCUCGCCUCGGGGUGCAAGCCCAAAGAGAACUGGAGAAUUGGCACGGAACAUGAAAAGUUUGGUUUCGAUGUUGAAACGUUGCGCCCUAUAACAUAUGAGCAGAUCAGUGGCAUGCUGAAUGGGUUGUCUGAUAGAUUCGGCUGGGACAAGAUAAUGGAAGAUAACCAUGUUAUUGGUCUCAAGCAGGGAAACAAAAACAUUUCGCUAGAAGCUGGUGGCCAGUUUGAACUUAGUGGUGCUCCUGUUGAAACGUUGCAUCAAACUUGUGCAGAGAUUAAUUCACAUCUUUAUCAGGUCAAAGCAGUUGGAGAGGAAAUGGGAAUUGGGUUUCUUGGACUUGGUUUUCAGCCAACAUUACCAUUGAAUGAUAUACCAAAAAUGCCCAAGGCAAGGGAUGAAAUUAUGAGAAAUUACAUGCCCAAAGUUGGUUCUCUUGGCCUUGAUACGAUGUUCCGGACAUGCACUGUACAGGUUAAUCUCGACUUCAGAUCAGAGCAAGAUAUGAUAAGAAAAUUACGUGCUAGCCUCGCGUUGCAGCCUCUUGCGACAGCAAUAUUUGCAAAUUCUCCCUUCAAAGAAGGAAAACCAAAUGGGUUUCUCAGUUUAAGAAGCCAUACCUAUACUGAUAUUGAUAACAACCGAUCGGGGAUGCUUCCUUUUGUUUUUGAUAACUCAUUUGGAUUUGAGCAAUACGUGGACUAUGCAUUAGAUGUCCCAAUGUAUUUUGUAUACCGGAACAAGAAAUACGUUGACUGUACCGGAAUGUCUUUUCGGGAUUUUAUGGUAGGAAAGCUCCCACAGACUCCGGGGGAGUUGCCCACUUUGAACGAUUGGGAGAACCAUCUAGCAACAAUGUAUCCUGAGGUUAGGUUGAAGAGAUACAUCGAGAUGAGAGGUGCUGAUAGUGGACCAUGUAGUAGACUGUGUGCCUUGCCUGCAUUUUGGGUUGGGUUGUUGUAUGAUGAGGAAUCAUUACAGGGCAUUUUGGACAUGACUGGUGAUUGGACAAAGGAAGAAAGAGAAAUGCUAAGACGGAAGGUGCCAGUAACUGGUUUGAAGACACCAUUCCGAGAUGGAUAUGUAAGAGAUUUAGCUGAAUAUGUUCUCCAACUGGCCAAGAAUGGACUAGAAAGAAGAGGAUACAAGGAGGUCGGUUUCCUAAGCGAGCUCGACGAAGUGGUUAGAACAGGAGUGACACCUGCUGAGAAGCUUCUCAAACUGUACGAGACCAAGUGGCAGCGAAGCGUGGACCCUGUUUUUGAAGAGUUGUUAUAUUGAAACCUAAGAAGCAUAAAGCAAACCAUGUUUAACAUUGGUGGAUGCUUCAGAUUGUGUUAAAAUUUUAAACAUCAUGUUUGCUUCCAAAUUUUAAACCUUCCAAGUUCUUUUUGGUAAUUUUGAAUUUAUUGUAUUAAAAAAUGGAUCAAUAAAAUUGCGUGAAUUCUAGAA